CGACCCAAAUGUCAAGAAAUGAAAGUUGAGAAAAGUCAUAAAUAAUUAAAAAUGUCAGAUACCGACGUAGAAGAUGAAGAAAAGGUGAACGCCGGUGAAGGUGGAGAAUCAAAAGAAAUCUAUCCCUAUGGGGAAUAUGAAGGUGGCAGAGACGAACAAUUAGAGAGACACGGAUUCGGAAGCGCACUGCUUCCCAAUGGAGAUGUUUACGAAGGGGAAUAUUACCACGGGAAGAGGCAUGGAAGAGGAAUGUACUGUUUCAAGAAUGGGUCAAGGUACACUGGCACCUGGAGCAAAGGCCUCAAACACGGUGAGGGCGAGUUUCUUUACCCUGACGGCAGCCGCUACCAGGGCGAGUGGAAGAAAGACCUCAAGCACGACCAAGUCACAUUUCUAGAUGGUUCUUCCAAGAAUUUCAUCUCAUUCAGCACUCUAGCAAUUCUUCCACAGUAUAGUCCCAGUAUAGACCCAGUAUAUAAUUCGGUGGUACCACCAGGGAUAGUUAUUGGCCAAUUCAUUCGGAAAAUCAGCCAUUCAGCAGAUUUGUACACCGGCACCUGGAGGAAAGGCCUCAAACAUGGCAAGGGCGAGUUCCUUUAUCCUGACGGCAGUCGCUACCAGGGCGAGUGGAAGAAAGACCUCAAGCACGGCCAAGGUAGCUAUUUCUACGUAAAUGGUGACCUAUACGAGGGCUGCUGGUACAAAGGGCUGCGCCACGGCCUGGGCACGUACACCUACAAGGCUGCCAACGUGACACACUAUGGGACGUGGAAGGACGGCAGGAUGACGGGGCCUGGUAUACUGAACUAUCCUUAUUACAGUUAUGUGAGUAGAACGAUCGAAACACCCUAUGGUGAAAUACAGGGGAGAACAACUGUAAAAUUUCUCGGAAUUCACAUAGACGAAAAGUUGGAUUGGAAGAAUCAUAUUCAUAACCUAAAUAAAAAGCUCUGCAGUGCUACUUUCGCAAUAUAUACCAUAAGAAAAAAUAUCGGUAUAGAAUCAGCAAUAACAGUAUAUUACGCUUAUUUCUACAGCUUAGUACAAUAUGGUAUAGAGUUUUGGGGACAUUCAGUAGAUGUCAACAGCACAUUUGUAAUACAAAAAAGAGCUCUCAGGGCCAUUUGUGGGAUAAAACGGAUCGAAUCCUGUAGGAGUCAUUUUGAAAGACUGAAAAUACUCACAAUUACAAAUUUGUAUCUAUAUCGUCUUUCCUUAUUAGCUUUCAAAAAGAAACAUGAACUAGAACAAUUCACGGAUGUCCACAACCAUGAUACACGCAACAAAAACAAGUACAUACCACCUCAAUUCAAUUAUACAGUGAACAGGAAAGGUCCCUUAUAUAUGGCAACAAAAACAUUCAACCACCUACCGUCCUCAAUAACAGAAAUAGUUUCACUAAAUAUUUUUAAAAAUAAAGUCAAACAAUUUUUUCAGACCCACGUUUAUUACGAUACCAAUCAAUUCUUCAAUGCCCACUUAUAA
Phaedon cochleariae (mustard beetle) is the source of this 1485-nucleotide messenger RNA. The record is from the annotation of a GenBank genome assembly. Lineage: Eukaryota; Metazoa; Arthropoda; Insecta; Coleoptera; Chrysomelidae.